Miscanthus lutarioriparius is the source of this 1101-nucleotide messenger RNA. The record is from the annotation of a GenBank genome assembly. Lineage: Eukaryota; Viridiplantae; Streptophyta; Magnoliopsida; Poales; Poaceae.
AUGGCCGCCGCCGGCCUCCUCCAGCUGCGGCUGCUGCUCCUCGCCGUGCUCGCGGUCACCGCUGCGGCCGGCGGAGUGGGGAGGGCGCCGGCGCUGUUCGUGUUCGGGGACUCGCUUAUCGACAGCGGCAACAACAACUACCUGGCGUCGCUUGCCAAGGCCAACUACUUCCCCUACGGCAUCGACUUCGCCGACGGCCCCACCGGCCGCUUCUGCAACGGAUACACCAUCGUCGACGAGCUCGCUGAGCUGCUUGGGCUACCCCUAGUGCCACCCUACUCAGAAGCCUCAUCCGUGCAGCAAGUCCUGCAGGGCACCAACUACGCCUCUGCCGCCGCUGGGAUCCUCGACGACAGUGGCGGCAACUUUGUUGGAAGGAUCCCAUUCAACCAGCAGAUCCAGAACUUCGAGUCAACAGUGGCACAGAUCACCAGCGCAGUGGGCGCAUCAGCGGCAACGGACUUGGUGUCACGCUCCAUCCUGUUCGUGGGGAUGGGCAGCAACGACUACCUCAACAACUACCUGAUGCCCAACUACGACACGCGGCGCCGGUACAGCCCGCAGCAGUUCGCCGACCUCCUGGCCCGGCAGCUCGCCGCGCAGCUCACCAGGCUGUACAACGCCGGCGGCCGGAGGUUCGUGGUGGCCGGCGUGGGGUCGAUGGGGUGCAUCCCGAGCGUGCUGGCGCAGAGCGUCGCGGGGCGGUGCUCGCAGGAGGUGGACGACCUCGUGCUGCCCUUCAACGCCAACGUGCGGGCAUUGCUCGACGGCCUCAACGCCGGCGGCGGCGCUGCUGGUGGUGGUCUCCCUGGUGCCCGGCUCACGUACCUCGACAACUUCCGGAUUUUCAGGGCCAUCCUCGGCGACCCGGCUGCGUUCGGGUUCAGCGUCGUCGACCGCGGCUGCUGCGGCAUCGGCAGGAACCGUGGGCAGGUCACCUGCUUGCCCUUCAUGCCGCCGUGCGACGACAGGGAGCGCUAUGUGUUCUGGGAUGCCUACCACCCCACGGCGGCCGUCAACGUCAUCAUUGCCAGGCUGGCGUUCCAUGGUGGCGCGGACGUCGUCUCGCCCGUCAACGUCCGGCAGCUCGCCGGCCUCUGA